This is a messenger RNA of Sturnus vulgaris (Common starling), 1255 nucleotides long. NCBI's taxonomy places the organism in Eukaryota, Metazoa, Chordata, Aves, Passeriformes, Sturnidae. The record is from RefSeq and is a predicted model, not a curated record.
UCUCAGAAAUGACCGAAGAAAUUAAAAUGAUCACAUCAGAGAGAGAUCAGCUUGCUGAGGAGAAAUCAGAAACUAAUAGCUGUAAGGAAAGUGAUCAGCUGCAGGUGCAAAAGGAACAAGUCCUUUUCCUUACACAAGAGAACCGUUCAUUGCAGGAGAAGCUGGACAGUCUACUUUUGAAAAAAGAAGAGAUUGGGGAAGGAACUUUGAUACCACAGAUUCAAGGGCAAUCUAUGGAGCAAGAGUUAUUCCUUCUGAGAGAAGAGCUGAGCCAGGCACAAAGGAAAUUGCAAGAAAUGGAGGAAGCAAGGGCCAGUGAAUAUCAAGGGGAAUCUGAAAAAAUGGAAAGAACAGAUGUUAUUCCAAAACCACAUGACUCCCAGGAAGUCAGUACCCAGACAAGAAGAAGUUAUGAUGAUGCUGAUGAUGUUAAAAUGCAACUGGAAAAUCUCCAGAAUGAGAGAGACCAGCUGAAAGAAACUCUACAGGAGACAAUUAGCAAGAACUCGGAGCUGCAGGAGGAGUUGAGAUGUACCCGUGAAUCUCUUGGACAACAUAAGGAGACGAUUGUGGAGCUGAAAGGAAGUAUUUCAGAGAAAGAAAAUCAGCUCUCAAAGGUGCAAGAGGCAUUGAAAGAAAAAACGGAUGAACUGCAGCAGAAGCUCACUGAAGUCACUGAAAACCUGACUCGUGUCUCAGCUGAGUAUGGCAACCUUCUGGCAGAAAAGGAGCAAACUGAAAGGGCAAUGAAUGAGCAAGUGUGUCAGCACCUGGAGAGAAUCACUUUACUUAACAAGGAGAAAGAUGAGCUACAGCAAAAGGUAGAGACUUGUAAGGAAAGGGAAGAACACUUGUUAAAGGUUCAGAGGCAGUCAGAGAUUUUGAAGGACAGCCUAACAAGCAAGGUGAGGAGUUUUGGUCUUUAGUCACUGUAUUUGUAUUCUGACAUUUUAUUAUUGAUGUGCUAAGCAUUUGUACAAGCUCUUUAAUUUUUAAUUCUCAGCGCAUCAUUUUUUUGGUUGGUAAACAAACGUGAACAUGGGUGAAUGAUUUUGUCUAAGUUUCUUUACUGAUAUUUAGUUAUAACAUCCUCAACUUCUCUCAGCCUUGUAAUCCAGUGGAUUGGUCCAGCUUUCAAAUGAAUGGGAAUUUAUCAUAUGUAUGCAUGUUUGAUAUAAUGAUCAGUAUUGCAGCAUAUAUUCCAACUUUUUAAAAGGCCCUGUGUAGACAGCAUGAACUUAAAUGUGUUUUAAAU